Molecule: messenger RNA, 4908 nt
Organism: Yarrowia lipolytica CLIB122
Lineage: Eukaryota; Fungi; Ascomycota; Dipodascomycetes; Dipodascales
Source: RefSeq, a predicted model, not a curated record
AUGUCUACCCUUUCUCAACAGCUGUCCCAACUCGGCGGCGGAUCUACCGUCGACCGAACCUGGAAGCUCAAGCAGCACUCCAAGUCGCUCAUUUACGAGCCUCAGGUUGCCCAGGAUCAGGACUUUUCUUUUAUCCACGCUGUUGGUGUUGAAGGCCUGCGAGAUCUCGUCUCUCUGGACUCCCGAUUCGCUCAGUUCGAGAAUAACCUGUUCAGCGACACCUCUAUUGAUGUCGAUCGAUAUGUGCAGACCCAGGAGCAGAACGACCUGCUCGACAAGGCCAUUUCGGCGUUCCUUUCUCUAAUUGGACCCUACCUGAUGCUCUCCCCUGCCGUCAAGGCCUUGGAAUGGCUCGUCCGACGUUUCCAUGUCAACCAGAUGAACGCUGAGCAGCUUCUCCUGUGUGUCCUCCCCUAUUACGACCAGGACAUUUACCUGCGGGUCGCCGAUGUCAUCAUCAAGCUCCCUCCCCUGUUUGUUUUCCUUAACAAGAGCAAGUCUGCUGCCCAGAACCCCCCUCGAAACCUGUUGAUCCGAGCCUUCAGUGCUGAUAUGCGUCUGUUUGAACUCAUCACCGAGUAUAUCGUUGGUCAGACUACCACAAAGACCUCAUACCAGCGACAGCUGUCUUUCUGGUCGCAGUUUGCCAUCUACGGCCUGGUCGCCGACAAGGCUGACCCCGAGCGAAUGCUGGAGAUCUACCUGCCGGCUCUGGCCAAGCUCGUUGUCACCAUCGAUACCGACUGCCAGAUUGCUGCCUACAUGGUUCUGACUGUUCUUGGUAACAAAAUGCCUCUCAACAAGGAGGUAUUCAACGCUCUCGUUGAGACCAUCGCUGCAAACUGGACCCAGAAGGCCAUCAAGAGCGGUAUUCUUUGCAUCACCCAGAUGUACCAACAAAAGCAGGAGCCCGAGGUGCUGCCCACUAGCGUCAUGACCGCUCUCAACAAGGCCGGUUUUCAGCCUUCAGAUGUUGUCGCCCUAUCUCAGAAGUACAAGAUGGCUCUUUUCACCCUCGGAUACUGCAUGGCUCUGCUCCGGAACCCCGACGCUGCCAAUUUCAAGGGUCUUGAAGAGAUCAUUUCCAACACCCAGUUUGGCUCUAACGAGUCCACCUUCCUUAUGCGUUACAUUGUUGACUGGGCCCUUGCAAAGGAGACCAACACGUCUGUUGCUGCUCUGGCUGCUCCCGUCAUCGCCAAGUGGGUUACCCGAGGUGAGACUGUGCCUGAACUCGACCAGCUCGAGCUCAAGCUCCAGACUGUCUUUACUGAGGCUGCCGUCGAGGAGAUGGAGGUCGAGGAGAUCCAGGAGGAUGUUGAUGUCGAGUCUCUCGUUGAGCAGGCCAAGAAAGCCGCUUCUCAGACCACCACCUACUUCUCAACCAAGACCUCCGAGAAUUACGCGGAACUUUCCAAGAUUUUUGUUCAGCUCAUCGAGCGAGGAUACACUAUGGACAAGUUUGUCAGCAUGUUCUCCUCUGACAUUGCUUCCCUAACCUUCUUUGCUCGAAUUUGGGCUUCUCCCUCACCUCUUUUGGCGCGUCUUGCUGCCGUGGAGGCCGCUAAGACUAUUAUUACUGCCGCUGGCGAGGCCGACUUCCAAAACCUCAUCCCUUACACAUGCAUUGCUCUUUCUGACGCAUCCCAGCGAGUCCGAAAGGCCGCUGCUAGCUUCGCCGAAGUGCUCAAGUCCAAGCAGAACAAGAAACCCAUCUGGGGAGUGGAGAAGAUUUACACCAACGACUGCUCUUACCUCGGUUCUGGUGACGUUACCGUCCUUCUUAACGCUCUGUCUCUCGAGGAGUGUAUUCUGGACGAGUCCUUUGUUAUCCGACAGGUCUCUGAUAUGAUCUCUAAGAAGAAGGGUUACAAGAGCGCCUUCUCAACCGCGGUUCUUGCCUACCUCGGCUCGCACGCGGUAUCUCAGGAGAUUAUCGCCAUUAGAACAUCUCUUCUUACUCUGGUCACUUCUUCCGAGGAGCCCAUUGUGCCUACCACGAAGGUUGUUGAGCCUCUGUACAUCAACCCUCCCAACGAUCUGGCGUACAUUACUGAGUUAAUCCGAACUGUCACCGACAAGACCGGAAUCAAGUUCCUUGAGUCCCUUAUCAAGAACGACUCCCCUAUCUACGAUGAAGUAUGUGAUAUUGUCACCCAGCGACUAGUCAAGCUGUGGCCCACCCUCAAGGGAGAUGCUCACCUGGGCCUGUUCCGAUUCUUUGUUGAUCUUUCCCUUGACAAGGACGUUCCCUUUGACUCUCUUGAUGUUCUCGCUCACGUUGAUGUCCCUACCAAGGUCUUCAUCUCUCUGCUGGAUGACUGCAAGGUCGAGCAAAACACAACCUCCAUGGAUGCUCCUUCUGACGAGUCUACUAAACGACGGAGACGAUCUUCUUCGUCCACCGUUCGAAACCUGCUACAGGGCAAGCUCCACCAUAUUGCUGAGCGAAACUUGCGAAAGGUUUCUCUGGUUCUGGAGCUGCUUGUUGCAUCCAAGACCACUGACGACGCUCUUCUAGGCCCUUUGUUCACUCAGCUUGGCGAGAUUCUGACUCUCGGAACCGACUCCAACCUGCCUAUUGACUACUGCCAGUCUCUGCUUGCUGAUGUUCUUCUCAACAUCAUUCGAGCCAACCAACACGAUGGAGCCAGCAUUGAUCGAGAUAUCCGAGUCGACAUUGUUGUUUCUGCUAUUCGAACCGCCUCUAACGCCCAGAUCCAGAACAAGUACCUGCUCCUUGUUGCUGAGCUUGCUACUGUGGCCCCAACUCUGGUUUUGCACUCUGUCAUGCCCAUUUUCACCUUUAUGGGCGCCAACACUCUCCGACAGGACGACGACUUUUCCGUCCAUGUCAUCGAACAGACUGUGGCGCGAAUAGUGCCCUGUCUAGCUGGAAACACUGACAAGGUUGACAUGCUUCUGGUCUCUUUCGUCACCGCCUUCCCCCACAUUCCUCAGCACCGACGAGUCAAGCUGUUUGGCGAGCUUGUCCGAGCCUUGGAUGCCUCCGGAACCAAGGACGCCCUUGCCACUUUGCUAUUCCUGUUUGCCCAGAAGUCUGCUGAGCUUAAGACUGCACGUAAGACUUCCGAAGUUUCUGCUAUCGCCAAGUUCUGCGACUCUCUGUUCAAGCUCUUCGAUGCUUCCAAGCAGCUUGCUGUCGUUCUUCCCUAUGUCACUCUGGUCCAGGAGCUGUACGCCAUCAUUGCUACGGACCCCAAGACCAAGGAGAAGGAAAAGAAGACUCGACGACAGAUUUUCUUGCAGGUCGACAAGGAGCUCGAGGUUUCUCCUAUCGACUUCCUGGUUGUUCUGCUCGAGUCCCGAAUUCUGCCUCUCCAGGCCGGUCUUGUCCAGAGCCCCGAGGCCCUCAAGAUUGCCGAGAACGUGCUCACCGUGCUCAUUGAGAGCCAGUACCCUGAGUUGCUCAACGUUAUCCUGUCUCUGCUGCCUCUGCCCCUCUUCGUCACUGUUGCUGGCCGACUUGGCUCUUCUGUCUACAAGACUGUCCUGGCCCGAUUCUCCUCAGGUUCUAUUGAGGAGGAAGAUACCAAGGCUUCCGACACUCUUCUCGAGUCUCUGCACAGUCUGCUGAAGUCCACCACCGAUACUGGCGAUCUUGUUCUGCUGCUCCAGAUCGUGGAAACUGUGGCCUCUGGCUUCCCUAAGUGCUCUGAUGCCCUUCUUGUCACCUGUGCUGGCGAAGCUGUAGCACAGCUCAAGAAUUCUGACGACGAUGUUUUCAUCCAGGCCGUAUCUGUCCUCUCUUCUCUGUGUCUCCGACUGGGUGCCCGAAUGAUUGGUCUGUUCCCUGCCACUAUCUCGUCUGUUCUUGCUCGAGACUCUUCCGACAACCUCAUUGCUCUGUCGGUUCUGGCUCUCUUUGCCACCUUCAUCAAGCGACUGCCCUCUUUCAUGGUCUCUUCUCUACCCAAGAUCUUUGAAUUUGCCCUCAAGUGUCCCGCUGAUACCGAUACCCGUAAGCAGCUCUUUGUUGUUUGUGUCGAGACCAUGGACUCUCGAGUUGUCCUCCAGACUCUGUGCGACUCCUGGAAGUUCGUUGAGGGCUUCGAGAAUGCUCGUCUGUUUGCUGACACGCUUGAUCUGGCGGUCGCCGAAGCUGACAAGAAGCAAAUCCACUCCAAGGCCGACAGCCUUAUCACUCUAUGUCUGGAAGCUUUCGACUCCUCUCUGAAACUGGAGGCCAACACUGCCGCUCGUGUCCAGAAUCUGUUCAUCAAGUGCCUGAUUGCCAUUGUCCUCAAGCUCAAUGACAAAACCUUCCGACCUCUGUUCGUCAAGAUUGUCGACUGGAACACUCCCGAGCGAUCCACUCUGCUGUUCAAGAUUGUCUGCCGACUGCAGGAGAACCUCAAGUCUAUUGUUACCUCCUACUACGGUUACAUCAUCGAUCUGGCUCUGGAGAUUCUUAACAAGGCUUCUGCAAUCACUCCUGCUCUCCAGCGAAACAUUCUCUCUUCCCUUUACUCUUCUUUCCGAUUUGACCGAGAAGAGUUCUGGAACAACGAGGAGCGUUUCACUAAGAUUUCCGACGCUCUGGGUGCGCAAUUCCCCUAUCUCACCAAGGUUGCGCCCGAGAAUUCCAAGCUUCUCAUUAAGGCUGUUGUGGCUCUCUGCGAGCUGGCCUCUGAGGACCAGAAGAAGCAGCUCAACGACAUGAUGAUCAAGCUGUUACGCCAGGCUCCUCUUUAUGGAUCUCGAUGUUUCGCUGCUCUGUUCAACAACGUUGGCGAGGAGUUCCUUCCCUUCCUGCCUCAGCUCGUACCCCAGAUUGCCGAGCUCCUUGAAAGUGAAGAUGAAAAGGUUGAGUCUGCUGUUCGUGCCGAACUCAUUCCUGCCGUUGAGGAGGUUCUUGGCGAGUCUCUCGACCGAUAUCUUGCUUAA